This is a messenger RNA of Sporisorium graminicola, 2709 nucleotides long. RefSeq lists its product as uncharacterized. Lineage: Eukaryota; Fungi; Basidiomycota; Ustilaginomycetes; Ustilaginales; Ustilaginaceae. Gene Ontology annotation, cellular component: endoplasmic reticulum; Golgi apparatus. Gene Ontology annotation, biological process: peptidyl-L-cysteine S-palmitoylation; protein targeting to membrane. Gene Ontology annotation, molecular function: protein-cysteine S-palmitoyltransferase activity. The record is from RefSeq and is a predicted model, not a curated record. The coding region runs from base 1 to 2709 and encodes 902 amino acids. The transcript has a single exon.
AUGUCGUAUACAGACACUGGCGAUGCUGCAGCGCCAAGUUCACGCCGCAACCUCAGUCGGCCUGCCAGCGCCGAACCCCCAGCACUGAGCGACACCACGCCUUAUCAGUCUUCGCGCACGCUCAACUCAUCCUCUCGCCUCUCGAACUACACUGAGGCCGCUACCCGGCGAUCUUCGUUUCAGAGCGCCCGGGCCAGCUUAUAUCAGGACACCGAAGGCUCGAUUGCCUAUGACGAUGCCAGCCAAGGAUUUGACCAUCCCGACCUCGAUAGUGAUUUGGAGGUGCGCAGCCAGCAACGCCCGAGGUCUCGCAACGGCGAAGAGACUCGUGCUUUGUCACCGUUUCAGUCUGCGAUGGGAAGACGGUCGUACAGUGAGGAUCGGGAUGCACUCGAGACGACGCUCGACGAUCCUAACACUUCGUCGUCAAAUCCUGCAGCUGCCAGUGGCCUGGCACGUAGGCGAUCUUCUCAUAAGAGACAAUCAACCGACCUCACACGUCCUGUCUCCUCCCUUUCCCAACGCAGCAGUAUGAGCGGCACCGUCCACGACGACCCACAACAUCGUCUGCGUGAUGCAGCCACCGCGGCUGCCAACCGUUCCUCCAUGUCGAAUCGUCGUCGUUCCGUCGAAAUUGAUCAGCUCGCCAACAGUAUCAGUCGCGCUUCUACACCACACGGCUUUCGCACGGAGGAUGUCGACGACGAUGACGCUGCUACGUCUCAACCCAGAUCGCGCCCGGGCAGCUCGCUGGCUUUGCGUAGGUACGACGAGAACGGUGGUUCUUUCAUCAAGAGGGACGGCACAAAGGAUCGUGGGACUAUCUUGCCCCCGGCUGGAUUCUUUGCUCCCAAGAAGCCGUCGGCACGCAACUCGUCGAGCAAUCUUCUCGCAACCACGACUUCGCCUACCGCGCCACAUGCCGGUCGAAGUACCACGCCUCUGUCCUUCUACUCGCUCGGUCCUCCUGCUGCUGCAGAGGGGACAGCGCAGGAGGUCUUGGAGGAUCAUGACGCUCGGCAAGCGGGAUACGAACAACAAGGCGUGAUUCCAGCUCGUGCGCCAAGCCCAUGGGGUCUGGCGGCUUCCAGAAUCUCGAUGGCCGACUUGGGCCAACACAAUAUCACUUCCUACUCGGAGGACGGUACUGAUCGCAACAACAGCCUCACUGCUGAUGGCACCGCGCCGAUGCACCCCUUGGAUCCGAGUGAUGGCUUUCCGACACCGUCAGCUCACCCGUCGCCUCAUUCCGCAGUACGCAUGAUGGCGAGCACCGAUCCACUGUUGCCUGCACAAGCCAUUUCAGGUGCUGCCACUGCCACAACCACAAUCACUGCGAACGACAACAGCAACAACAGCGCUUCGUCGCGCAAUAUGGGACUAGGUCUCGAUACCAGCGCUGCGACGAUAGAGGCCAACGUGCCUGUCACCGAUCAGCGCGUAUCGCCGCCAAACAGCAAGUUUUCGCCGACAUUGCCACUUGAAAGCGGAAAGACUCAAGUGAAAGGCGGUGCGUCCACCGAUACUGCCGCAGCCACUGCUACUGCAAAAACAGCCAAAAGCGGACCACGCAACUACCGCAAUCACAAAGGCGACAACCGCUUCCUCCUCGGUGGCCUGCUCAUGACGUCCGGCGACAACCCACUCCCCUUCGUCCUCUCCUACCUCCUCCUCCUCGUCCUCGGCGGCCUCUUUUACGGCUUCGAAGCAGCCUGGCUCUCGUCCAACGUCAGUCCCGCCGUCAUCGCCAUCUUCACCUACAUCUGGCUUCAAGCCGUCGUCAACAUGGGCGUCACCGCCUUCCGCGAUCCGGGUGUCAUCCCGCGAAACCUCGACCCGGACCCGCCGUGCGUGUUGGGCGAUACACCAUUCGAGCCUGGCCGCCACGCGCUCGCCGACCCCGAAGACCCCAUGGCGAUUCCUGUGCAGCGCGUGCUGCGCAUCCGGAGUCAGGUGGUCAAAGUCAAGUGGUGCGAGACGUGCGGGACGUAUCGACCGCCGCGGAGCAGUCAUUGUCGCGUUUGCGACAACUGUGUCGAGAACAUCGACCACCACUGUACAUACCUGAAUACGUGCAUUGGGAGGAGGAACUACGUGUCGUUCAUGGUGUUUCUAAUGACGUCGAUUGCAGCGGCACUGUACGUGGUCGCGUUCACCGCAUUGCGGCUGGUGCUGUUGACCAAGCCAGACGGGUACACGUAUCCACGUGGCGGCAGUGCGCCCGGGUUGACGUUCAGGGGAGCACUGGCGCAGAGUCCCGUGUCAGCAGUGCUCUUCAUCCUGUGUAUCGCUGCAGCUGCACCCUUGCUCGUGCUCUUCACGUACCACAUCCGCCUCGUGCUGUUGAAUCGCAGCACGGUCGAGCAGAUCCGCAUCAACACUGCGCGCGAGUAUGGAGAGCACAAGGAGCUUGAGCUGGGCACGCAUGGCGAUGCUGACGACGAUGCAGGGUCGACCUACGGCGCGGCGGAGGCGAAUCGCCGCAGUCGCAGGCGUGGAGCGCUAAGGGCGCUGUUCGAGCGGUUCGGCGUGCUCAAACCCAAGUAUCGCGAUCCGAAUCCGUUCGCAAGCAGAAGCACGAGGGUCAAUGUUAGGAAUGCGCUCGGUUGGCGUAGCGUCAUGCUGGAUAGCUGGAUCGAUAGGCGCGCGGUGCAGAGGCCGGAUGCGAGGGUCGCUCAUCCGAAAGGCGGCCUCGAGUGGAAGGCUUAG